GUACCAUGAGUACGGGUAGCUGUAUGAAAAGCGCGCCAAGUCUCCCCUCACCUCCGGAGCUCCGUCACUUCGUCCCCUCCGCUACAAGUACACGCAACACUGCCAACAGACGCUCAGAGUCAGAUCGAGUCUGCACGGUAAUGCGUCCGCAAGGAGGAUAGGACUAAAGAAUUAAUUUCAAUGCUCCAUAUGUCCGAUGUCUCUCGUCCGAGUACGCAUUCAUCCAGUGCAGAUUGUGGCCUUGCUUCACAUCUUCGAAUGAGCAGAUCUACUGAUUGAGAGGCGAGACAGGAACUUGGACUAGCAGUAGGUGAUUCUCUGCCUCUUUACCACGCCGUCUACUGCUGCUGCUGUUCAGUGUCUGGCCUCAUAUUCUGACUGGUAGGUAUUUUCUGUUUGAAUCGACCAGGACGACACGACGAUGCAGUGGUGUGGCCCGUUGCUAUCGCUGGCUGUAGUGCUGCUAGCAUGCUCCCAGUGUCCGUAUGCGGUGCUUGGUUACUCCUGCAUAGAUGAAGGUGAAAUACUCUACGUGCCUAUACCCAAACAUAACGAAACCUACCCGAACGCCAUUAUGUGCAAAGACUUGACACCGGACAGGAACAACUGCAUCCCUCUCGUCUGGACGACCCCAGCGUGUCAGGGUGGGUACUAUCGGUCCCUAACAAACAACGUAGUCUUGCCAUGUCCAGCAGGUUUCUACUGCCCCAUAAAUACUAUCUGUCUUGUUCCAUGCCCACUCGGGGCAUAUUGUGUAACUGCCAAGAAGAAUAUCGACGUAACCAGAAAUCCACCAGUGACCUGUGAUCCAGACUACGGCACACAGCAACUGCCUGACAUGAGCAACCGCACUGAUCCACGCAGCAUUACCUGUGGUGGACCGGCUGGACUGGAUCAGCACGUUAUCUGCAAGGAAGGCUACUAUUGUCCGAACAUCAGCAUGAAAAUCCCAUGCCCGGAAGGUUCGUAUUGUAGAUCUGGCCGAAUAUCACCACAGCCUUGCCCAAUACUGUCACGAUGCAAACGUGGUUCAUCUGCGCCCAUUGAAAACAGUCUCGGCCUGAGUCUCAUCUUCGACCUGGUCCUCAUCUUUCUAGUGAUACUCUUCGUUCUUGCACUGCGUUACAAAGAAAAACUGAAGGCCGCAUUUGGCACUUAUGUUGCGCCAAGGCUACCUGGCAGGGCAUGCAGCUAUGAGGUAUUUACGUCUGAGCAGGAAGGCAAUGCUGAAGAAAUGGAGUCCAUCAACCCCAGCACAGUUGCUCGUGGGGAUCCAGAGCAACGGUACGGUGCCACUCCCGCAGGUACCGAAGCUACCAGAGCAGUGAACCCAAAAGAUUACACAAUGGAGAUUGAAUUCCACAAUCUCAGUUUAACGUUGAAGAGCAACAAGGUCAAGGUGCUGCAAGGUGCUACUGGCAAGCUUCGACCCAAGACACUGACAGCAAUCAUGGGUGGAAGCGGAGCAGGAAAGACAACGCUGCUAAAUACAUUGAGUGGCAAGGCAUACUACGGCGCGGUGGAGGGAGAUAUCAUGGUCAACGGCAAGCCAGAAAACAUCACAACCCACCGCAGCAUCACAGGCUUUGUUCCACAAGAAGACAUCAUGCACCGAGAGCUAACCACCAGGGAGGUACUGUACUACCAAGGAAUUCUCAGACUGUCUGGUUGUGCAACAUUCCCAGAGAUUAAUCGUAAAGUGGAUGAGGUACUGGAGCUGCUUGGCCUGAUGCAUAUCAAGGAUUCUCAGAUCGGUGACGAAGAGAAGCGAGGCAUUUCCGGCGGCCAGCGUAAGAGAGUGAACAUUGGAAUGGAGCUGGUAGCUGAUCCAACGCUACUGUUCUUGGAUGAACCUACCAGUGGCUUGGACAGUGUCUCAAGUAUGCAGGUGUGUGAGGCGCUGCGGCGCGUUGCUGAAGAGGGCCACUUGACAGUGGUGGCCGUACUACAUCAGCCCAGGUUCGAGAUCUUCCAGAUGUUUCACGAAGUCAUACUGCUGCAGCCCGGUGGUCAAAUUGCGUUCCAAGGUUCCACGCAGCAAGCAGAGGCAUAUUUCUCAGAGCUUGGCUACCCAGUGAAGACAAACGUUAAUCCCAGUGAUCACUAUCUGGAUGUCAUCAACGAUCAUAACAAGAAAGCCAAGUCCGCCAAGAAGCACGCCACAUCCUCCACAGCUACUAAUGAUUCAGCGGAUGGCAAUACAGCCAUGGCACUGACCAGCCUUGGAGAUUUGUGGACAAUGAGACAAUCCAGCAUGACUACUGAUGGUGGUGCAUCAUCGGCACCACCAGAGCGGCAAGCCAGCACACAGCAGUUCACACCAAGGAAAGCACCUGCAUUCUGGAUACAGUUGCUGUUCUUCAUUCGCCGGGCAUUUGUUCUGCAGAUUCGUCAACUCAGUGUGUUGAUACUUGAUCAGCUGCUGGUGCUGAUUGCGGGCGCCGUCCUCGGUGCGCUGUACCGCGAGAUCCUGCUACGCAAGCUGACACUGCUGCUGUGUAUGACCAGCAUGGCAGUAGCUUUGACAAGUAUGCUGGCUGCACUCCGAUGCUUUGGCAGCUGCAAACCCGUCUUCUGGCGAGAGAGUGCGGCAGGAAUCAAUCGUCCAGCAUACUUCCUUGCUACCAACAUCUCGCAGAUUCCGAUCAUCGUCUUCACACCGCUUGUCUUCCUCAGCCUGUUCUAUGCGUUAGUGUCACCACGCGCCCUGUUUCGUGAUUACUACACAGCUAUUCUCAUGCUGGUCUGGGCCAGCCAUGGACUUGGCUAUCUCAUCUCAACAAUAUUCAACAGUCGUAGUUCACAGAUGGCCACAGUGGUUCUGGUACUUGUGUCGGCCAUGAUGUCCGGUGCUCAGCCAUCGUUAUGCAAGAUGAAGAAACAGGCCCUCGGCCCUGUCCUCUACUCGUUGUCAUUUGCACGCUGGUUUGUAGAAGCAUUGUUUGAAAAGGAGGCAAACCGCUAUCCGCCUGUGCACAUCCAGGAAGUUGCCCUUUACUCAAGCUACCAAGGCUACCCACUUGACCAUUUCGCACUGUGCAUCGGUAUUCUGUUUGUGUUUGGCCUGGUGUCUCGAAUCAUUGCUCUCAUCUGCCUCAUGUUCACACACCGCGGCCAGCAGAAGUAGACCAGUCACGGUCAGGCACUGAACACUGAAACAGUUCAGGCACGGCGGCAACAAAGACGGUCUGGUGAAAUAUGCGCCGCCUAGGUUCCACCUGUACAGUCAACUUUAUGUAUAACGACACUCGGCGGGGCAUCAGAAAAGCGUCCUUAUUCGCAAAGUGUCCUUCUACCCGAAGUCUCAUUACAUGUAUAUGUAUUACAGUUAGAUGGGACUUUGCUCUGGGCAUGGAAAUUCUGUCGUUAUUCGCGAAUUGUCGUUAUAUGUUCGCAGUCGUUAUUAGCGAAGUUGACUGUACAUGUAUCCUUAUCGCUGAUUCUGUUCUUCCUUUCACAGUCAAGUGUAUGUUUGCUUUAACGGGGCCUGCUCUGUGUUUUCCAUAAGCAUACGCGAGGUACUCAGUUGCUUGCGCAAAGGUUCCUGCACCAGUUCACCCUUCUUCUUUCGUUCUUUUGACCAGACUUUGCUGGGUUGAGCAGAUCCAGUCUGUUUCACACCCAAGAACACUGCACACUGCACAACAUAGUGCUAUGUGACACCGUUGACACUGGCUUUGCAUAUCUAACACGUGAACCGGCAUGCAACAAUUCACACAGUGCACUCCCCUCUCACAUACUGUGACAUAGAGAACAUUAAUUUUAUUGCCGCUAUUUUGCUGUAAUACUUUUAGAUUUAUUCUCCCGCUGAGCUGACUUUGCACCUAGUACAUGCACGGUCGCACACAAAAUCAAUGUGGGAUAAUAAUAAUAAUAAUUAUUGAUGAUUUUCUUUCGCAAGUGUUGCGCAUAAAAGUUCAA
Sycon ciliatum is the source of this 3921-nucleotide messenger RNA. RefSeq lists its product as uncharacterized. NCBI's taxonomy places the organism in Eukaryota, Metazoa, Porifera, Calcarea, Leucosolenida, Sycettidae. The record is from RefSeq and is a predicted model, not a curated record. The transcript has 4 exons. Gene Ontology annotation, molecular function: ATP binding; ATP hydrolysis activity; ABC-type transporter activity. Gene Ontology annotation, biological process: transmembrane transport. Gene Ontology annotation, cellular component: membrane. Bases 422 to 3127 code for a protein of 901 amino acids.